Molecule: messenger RNA, 4322 nt
Organism: Carassius gibelio (silver crucian carp)
Lineage: Eukaryota; Metazoa; Chordata; Actinopteri; Cypriniformes; Cyprinidae
Product: E3 ubiquitin-protein ligase DTX3L-like
Exons: 12
Coding region: 221-2722 (833 amino acids)
Biological process (GO): protein ubiquitination; Notch signaling pathway
Source: RefSeq, a predicted model, not a curated record
GUAUAAAACAAAUGCAUCACACAGAUGCAAAAUGAAUCGUCUUUUUAACACAGUAUAUUGAAUUGUUGACAUGCUGUCUCUUGUCGUCCAGUAACUUUCGCUUUCGUUUCCUUCGACUCAAAACCAGUCGAUCAGGCUGAAUCGAGCAGAACAGAACUCGACAGCUCACACUUCACACAGCUCUCGCUUCUCGUUGCCGUUUGGAGAUCUUCUUGCAGUUAUGUCAGAUCAACUUGAAGAGCCAAUGGAAGGAGUUGAGGAAUCUGGAAGUCAGCAGUUAAGCAGUGGUGAUCAACAUCAGGAUUUAACAAAGGGUUCUAGUAAUCAGGGAGCCAUCUUGCCAAAUCAUCAGGCCCUACAUUCAUCAAUCAAUGGUGAUCCUCAUUUGAUACAAGACAACAUUCAACCUUCUAAUGCUCAGCAGGCCCCAUCUUCAUUAAGCAGUGCUGACCUUCAGAUGAUACAAAACAGACAGUCUGCAUAUGAUCCAGAUUCCAGCUCUGUAGUCAGGACACAACCUCCCAGGAUCAAUAAACAAGAACUUUUCAACAUUGGACAUUAUGACAAGCAGACUCUGCAGUCAUCAAGCAGUCAUCAAAUGAUGCAAAACAGUCAGCUUUCUGAUGAUGAUGAUGACAAACGUACAGCUGAUGAUGAAAAGCUUCAAUCUUCAGAAUCAAAAGAUAUUGCUCAAUUUAAAAUCAAAGUGGAUAUGGAAGGAACAUUUCCAAAAAAAUGGAAAACAUCAUUUCAGAAAGCCCUUCAGACCUGGUUGUCCAGCCUGGAAGGAAAACCAUCUAUCGAGAGUUUUACAGUUUUAAAGAGUGAUGAAUCAUGUGCAGCGGUGCAGAUAACACCAUCCAAAGCUCUAAAAGAAGUUUUAAAAAAUAAGACCCCUACAUUACUACUUAAAGAUGAAGGAAUGGAAAUGACUGCACAGAUUUUUCUGGAUGAUUCACAUUAUGAUACUGUACCGCAAAAAUCCACUCUGGAGGAUAAUGUUUCAUCACCAAAGGUGCACAGCUCUAUGCAUAUGACUUAUGCAGUAUCAGGAGACACAAAUAAAAGUGAGGACGUUGCUGCUGAAAUGAUCUCUGACAGCCCUGCAUUCCCCGUCCCCCUCUAUCAGUACUGGUACAUGCAUCAUGCUUACAGAAAGGAGUUGGAGCAAAUAAAGAAUAAGCAUGGAGUCUCUAUUAGUGCAGAAGUGUCAGUGUUUAUCAAACCUACCCAAAACUCAAGCCCUGAUUCUGUCGCCAAAGCCUCUGAUGACUUUCUGACACUCGUUACGGAAUGUGUGAGUAGUUUUAAUGAUGUUGCCAUUAAUCAUGAUGACAUUGAUUCAGAUGUUGUAAAGGAGACCCUGCACAAAAUCCGAUCAGAGAAGGAAAAGAUGAUGUUCUCCAUGUCUGCCAGUGACUGCGUGUUCUUCGGACCAAAGAAAUUUACAAACAUAAUUAAAAGAGUGACAAAUGAAAUGGAUGUAGCUAACAACGUUUCUCCACAACGAAGGUUUUCACUGGACAUGGACACAAAGGAACUUCCAACUCAACUUGAGAUGGACAAGGUUCAUUGGGAUCUGAUGAAUCUUUCCUAUAAGGAACAAUUAUCAAAACUUGAAACAAAGUAUGGAGUGUCAUUUAAUGAAGAAAAACUGCAGAAAAAUUUAAUUAAAGUUCAAGCUCGAUCUAAAGGAGUUCAACAUAUUAAUCUGGAAAGUCAUGCCCUGAGAGCUCUAACACAACUCUACCAGAAACUUGCCUCAUCCACUGUCAGCUGUAAACUCACAAACCCUACAGAUGCUACCAUUGUUGCACCACUAUUAGAGAAACUUCAGCAGCAGCAUCAUGUUGUGGCAGCAGAUGGAGUCAUUCCCUGGAGGCUUGUUGGACUGCCAGAACAUCUCGGUCCUGCCAUUGCUGAUAUUGAGAAGACACUUCAGAAGAAUGUGUUUGAUGACAAAAUGAAGAAAUCGAUUGGAUACGCAGGUGACUUUCCUCUUGCAAGAGACUUCAACUGGAAACAGAUGCCUAAUUAUGGACCAGGAGCAGUGGGUGGAGCAGCACAGGAGGAGGGAGUGAAUUUUAGAGGGCAAAGUGAAGCAGAUACUGUUUUCAGUGGAGAAUCAAAAGACAUUUAUAGACAUGACAGUAAAAGUGCUCCUGCUGAAGAGGAGACAUGUGCUAUUUGUAUGGACAGCUUCACCAACAAGACAAAACUGAAAUGUGGGCAUGAAUUUUGUCAGAACUGUAUAAACAUGUCAGUGGAGAGUCUGGGAUCCAUCUGUCCUGUGUGUAAGGAAGUGUUUGGAAAAUUGGAGGGGAACCAACCAGAGGGAACAAUGAAAGUAACAAACAACAGUUUCAGUCUCCCUGGAUAUCCAAAUUGUGGCACUAUUGAAAUAUAUUACGACAUACCCAGCGGUAUUCAGACGAAGAGGCAUCCAAACCCGGGAAACUCUUUUCAUGGCACAAGUCGUCAUGCGUACUUGCCUGACAACCAUGAAGGAAGGGAAGUACUUAAACUGCUGAGGAGAGCUUUUGAUCAGAAACUGAUCUUUACUGUUGGGACCUCUACAACCUCCGGUUUAGAGAAUGCUGUAACCUGGAAUGAUAUUCAUCAUAAGACCAAUAAACAAGGCGGGCCUCAAAGUUAUGGCUAUCCAGACCCUGACUACCUAAAGAGAGUAAAGGAUGAGUUGAAGGCCAAAGGCAUUGAAUGAAGAUUUUCUUGAUGUUCCCAAAUGCACAUCUAAGCCAAAUGUUUACAAACAUGCCACUGAUUGAUUAUGAUAUUGUAAUAUACUUAUUUUACAUAUAGUGACUUUCAGAAGUAUUCAGACCCUUGAACAUUUUACUGAAAAACUAACUAUUGAACUCUUGUUCAGUGUGAAGCAAAUCCUAAAUCUCGAAAAUAAUUAUUUGGUAACAGGAUUGGUUUUACCAAAAUAAAUAAAAAAACCAAAACAUACAAUCUUCCAAAAAAAUGCACCCCUUCUGCUCUGGAGAUCCGUGUUUACACAGCUGAAAUUAUAAAUGAUUUUUUUUUUUCUUUGGUGUAUUCAUACUAUACACCAGCAUACAUGAACACACUUUAUCAUGGCCACUAAUGUGGUUAGCUAAUGUUCACAAAUGGUAAACCAAAUGGUACCAAAGCACUUUCAAUGGGUCAAAAUACUUUUGGCGGGCACCAUAUACAGUUGUGGUCACAAAUUUACAUACACCUUGCAGAAUAUGCAAAAUGUUAAUCAUUUUAACAAAAAUAAAGGGAUCAUGACAACAGGAGGAAGUUUUCUGUUUUUGUUCAAAGAUUAUAUUUUUCCAUUUAGUAUGACCCUUCAGAAGCUACAGAAGAUACUUAUUUGUUUUGCAAAAGACAAAAUAACCAAAUAAUUUUUGGGACUUGCAGGAUGAUGUUUCUAAAGAGCAGUGGUCAGUUUAACUGCUCAGGUCUAACAAAGGGACUCGUGAAAAAAAAAACCCAUUGUGGAUCAACCAGGUUUAAGAAUCAAGCUUAUGCAAACUUUUAAACAGGAUCAUUUUGAUUAAUGCAGUUAUUUGUCUUCUGAUGUAUAUGUAAACAUUUGUUAUGUGAAAUACCGUAUUCAGGACAGCAACAUGUUUUUAGGACAGUAACAUGUUUUUAGGACAGUAACACAUUAUGAUCCUUCUUAUUUUGUUAAAAUUGUGAAAAUUUGGCAGAUUCUGCAAGAUGUAUGUAAACUUAUGAUCACAAAUGUAUAUAUUGGUAUUGUUUUAAUUAAGGUGAUGGGAUUUUAUGAUGUCCAGUUGUAAUGAGAUGUUUCAGCCUGAAGUUGUCUUGUAAUUUUUUGCUUAUACACUGCAAAUAUAAAGUGAGUAUAUAAAGUACAGCACUUGUGUUUGUCCUGAUACUUGCAUAUAUUGAAAAGUGUGAAGUCCUUAUUUAAAUGUAGGACUAUGGGGAAAAAAAUAUGCUUGUGAUUAUAUUUAGAUUUAAAUGUUAACAUAAAUUUUUGCUCUGAUUAAAAUGUGUAGAAUGCUGCCUGCAAAGCAUAAAAACCAUGGCACACUUAAAAUAUUUCACAAACUGCCUAUAAUAAUAAUACUUCCGAUAAUGUUGAUUUUACUUUUAAAAUAUAUGCUUUUUUUUCUCAGUGCACCUCUACAUAUUUUAGCUCUUGUUUUCAGAAAGCAAAGGAUGACUGCAUCUCGAUUAAUCUUGGGUAUUUUGUUUCAAUCAUAUUACAUUUUUUUGGACAAAAUGUAUUGAAUUUCUAACCUUUGGAAUGAUGUUAACAUCUUGUUGUCAUAAAUAAAACAAAUCCGCUUUAAAAUAUUCAA